Molecule: messenger RNA, 288 nt
Organism: Cavenderia fasciculata
Lineage: Eukaryota; Evosea; Eumycetozoa; Acytosteliales; Cavenderiaceae
Exons: 2
Coding region: 1-288 (95 amino acids)
Source: RefSeq, a predicted model, not a curated record
AUGUUUAAUGCUUUGGCAUCAGAAAUUGCAUUCCUUGGCGAUUUCAAACAAUGGUUGCCAGAACAAGUAAAAGAAUGGGCUACAAAAGAAGUUCAAUAUGCCCAGAUGCUUCUUGGUAAUGAUGUAGAAGGAGAGAGUAAAGCAGUGUUUACAGAGGCUGAUUUUGGUAAAUGUGGCAUAGUCGUAGCACCUGCAAAGAAGCUCUAUCUGGCUGUUCAACAACUUUUAAAUCAACAAUCGCUAUCACAUCGGCACAGAAGUGGUAAUUUAUAUCCCUUUCUAUCUUAA